GGUUUCGGCGAAAUAAAGAAAUCGUUGGAUGAGAGAAAACAGAGGGUUCUGAGAUCAUCAGCUCAGCUCACGUGAAAGUCUCUCUGUCCUCUGUGCUUGUGCGUCCUCCGCCCCCGUAAUAAUCCGUGAGUUCAUGCCAUCCAUUAAAGAAAAAGGUUGGGAGAAACGAUGCUGCACACAACCCCCCCACUCUCUCUGUUUCUCUCUCUCCUAAUUUGAAUGGAAUGUGCCAGAAGAGAGAGCUCACAGUCCGAUUCCCACCAUUGGAGCUCCCUCUCUCGCCCCUUGAAUGCUAUCUCUGCAACUGCAACUUCUAGGGUUUCAUAUUUGUUUUCUUCCCCAUUUCCCCCAUCCGCGGCUGAGAGUGAGUGGUCGGCGUAAGAGCAGCCGAAGCAGAGCAGCUGGUGCUACAGUUUUGAGUAGAUGCGCUUUCUUUAUUGCCCCUCCCUCCCCCCAAUCAGCUCCUUCCCUUUUCACGCCUUGUCGUUUAGCAGUCCAGUCCAACGAGAAGAGAAGAAAGCACGAACUUAGGUUCUCUGAAAAUGACCCAAAUUGGCGGGUCUUCUCUCUCCCCUCAUCAUCAUGAAGGCUCUCUUCACAUUUCGACAAGCAUUUGGUCUUCUUCUUCUUCUUUUUCUUCUUCACAGCGAUGAAUCUGAAGGGCCCAUUUUUUUUCUCCCUCUCUCUUCUUCAAGAUCGAUCCAUACUGAUUCAACUAUAGCUGAUUGAAAAAAACUCGAAAAAAUGGGGUCUUUCUUUUCGGGGUACUCCUCUCUCCUCUUGCUCUUGCUCUUGUUCCUCGCUGUACUAGUUCCCACUGCCAGAUCAGGCGACGCCGAGGCUCUGCUUGCUCUCAAGUCCGCCGUCGACCCCCUCAACUCGCUGCCCUGGCGAGAGGGGAACGCGAACGCCGUCUGCUCUUGGCCGGGGGUUAGAGACUGCAUGAACGGCCGUGUCACCAAGCUCGUCCUAGAGUCCUUGAACUUGACCGGCACGUUGGACGGGAAGGCCCUGAACCGGCUCGACCAGCUUCGCGUCCUCAGCCUUAAGGACAACUCCAUCUCCGGCGAUAUCCCCGACCUCUCUGGCCUCGUCAACCUCAAGUCCCUCUACCUGAACGGCAACGCCCUCUCUGGAGGCUUCCCCCCCUCUCUCACCGGCCUCCACCGCCUCAAGAUCCUCGUCCUCGCCGGGAACCGCAUCUCCGGGGAGAUACCCGAGUCCGUCCUCAGCCUGAGGAGGUUAUACGUUUUCUACUUGCAGGACAAUGGGUUCACCGGCGGGAUCCCCCCGCUGAACCAGACCAGCCUCCGGUUUUUCAACGUCUCGAACAAUCGGCUAUCCGGCGAGAUCCCGGCGACUACCGCACUGUCGAGGUUCAACGCCUCGUGCUUUUCUGGCAAUGUGGAUCUCUGCGGGUCGACGCUCGGCAAUCCAUGCAACAGCACUGGGUCAGGAGGCCCGUCUAUGAGCCCUGCUUAUCCCAAGAACCCGACGGCGAAGAAAUCGCAUUCUAAUCGCUCAAGGCUCAUCAAGAUCGUCGCAGGAACAGCCGGUGGAUUAGCGUUGCUGUUGAUCUGCCUGCUCCUGCUGUGCUUGAUCUGCCGGAGUCGCGGACAGAGGAAGACUUCAGGCGAGGUGAGAUCCAAGGGCGGGGUCGAGAUAGGGGAGGAGGCAGGGGAAGCAUCCGCCACAGGCGGGGGCGGCGGGGGCGGCGCGGGCAGCAACAACAACGGGGCGGGGAAGGCGGCGGCGGCGGCGGGGUUCUCGUGGGAGGGGGAGGGGCUGGGGAGCCUGGUGUUCCUCGGGGCCGGGGACCAGCAGAUGGGGUACAGCCUGGAGGACCUGCUGAAGGCGUCGGCGGAGACGCUGGGGCGGGGGACGCUGGGGAGCACGUACAAGGCGGUGAUGGAGUCGGGGUACAUCGUGACGGUGAAGCGGCUCAAGGACGCCCGGUACCCGAGGAUGGAGGAGUUCCGGGGGCAGAUGGACGGCCUCGGGAGGCUGCGCCACCCGAACAUCGUCCCGCUCCGGGCCUACUUCCAGGCGAGGGAGGAGCGGCUGCUGGUCUACGAUUACUUCCCCAACGGCAGCCUCUUCACUCUCAUCCACGGAUCAAGGACUUCAGGUGGCGGCAAGCCUCUUCACUGGACCUCGUGCCUCAAAAUAGCCGAGGACUUGGCGACUGGACUGCUCUACAUCCACCAAAACCACGGCCUGACACACGGGAACUUGAAAUCCUCCAACGUGCUGCUCGGCCCCGACUUCGAGUCCUGCCUCACAGAUUACGGCCUCAUGUCGUUCCGGGACCCCGACUCGCUUGAAGAACCGAGCGCCACUUCCCUCUUCUACAGGGCCCCCGAGUGCCGGGACCCUCGCAGGCCCAUCACCCAGCAGACGGAUGUAUACAGCUUCGGCGUCCUCCUCCUGGAGCUCCUCACGGGGAAAACCCCGUUUCAGGACCUCGUGCAGGCGCACGGAUCGGAUAUCCCGAGGUGGGUCCGGUCGGUCCGUGAGGAGGAAACGGAAUCUGGGGACGAACCUGCCUCUAGUAAUGAGGCCUCUGAAGAAAAACUUCAGGCUCUCUUGAACAUAGCGAUGGCCUGCGUGUCCAUUGUCCCUGAGAACCGGCCUGCCAUGAGAGAGGUUCUGAAGAUGAUUAGAGAUGCGAGAUCUGAGGCUCAAGUUUCGUCCAACAGUAGCGAUCACUCACCGGGGCGAUGGUCAGACACGGUGCAGAGCUUGCCCAGGGAAGAACACUUGAGCAUAUGAGGGCUUAGGCUCCAAUGUUCUCUUUUCCACCCAUUAAUUUGAUUUUUUUUUUUGCAGUACCAGGCGGUAUAAGUCUGUUGAUGUAAAGAUACUAAAUCCUCACCAUUGUUUCCGGUGCUCUUUUUCCUUCCUAUCGAUUCACGAUGACUGCAUUUAGGUCCGGGGAACUUGAUUGCAUCGGACAAUUUGGAAUGAAACUUUUGAGUAAAUGGCUCUAAUGAAAUUUAGAAUGUUCAAAA
This is a messenger RNA of Rhodamnia argentea, 3011 nucleotides long. Its product is annotated as inactive leucine-rich repeat receptor-like serine/threonine-protein kinase At1g60630. Gene Ontology annotation, molecular function: protein kinase activity; protein binding; ATP binding. Lineage: Eukaryota; Viridiplantae; Streptophyta; Magnoliopsida; Myrtales; Myrtaceae. The record is from RefSeq and is a predicted model, not a curated record. The transcript has 3 exons. Gene Ontology annotation, biological process: protein phosphorylation. The coding region runs from base 745 to 2772 and encodes 675 amino acids.